CAGCUCGUCGCUCGCGCUCCCCUCGCCUCCUGCGCUUCCCCCGCGGCGGCGAUGCCAGCGCCCUCGCCAGGGCCGCGCCGGGCGCUGCUCGGUCUCUGGGCUGCCUUGGGCCUGGGGUUCCUCGGCCUCUCAGGUAAGAGUCGGCCCCGGCCGAGGAUGGGCAGAACCGGAUCGGAGUUCUCGGACCUAAGAAGCGGCCAGGUGCCCCUCCCGGCUCCGCUGCGCCUCGCUCCCACGCUUCUGCCUCCUCCUUGAGCGCCGGGUCCCCUACCGUCCCCUCCUGCCCCCAACACACAAUCCGAGACCCUGCUCCCUGACUCCUCGCGCGCCCAGGUAGGUCUCUCCCCUCUCCCCUCGAGAUCUUGGGCGUUCUCCCGCACCUAGCCUCGCGCCCUGGAUGCCCCGUCCCUCCUACCCCUCCCGGGGAGCGUCCUCGCUCUCUGCUGGGCACCACGCUCCACCAGCUGUCAUCUUCCCCACUCGCGGUCCGCGAACACCCGACCUCUCCAACUACAGUGACUCAGAGGCGCUGUCUCAGCUCCACCCGGAGCCCUGGCAACCGGGUCCAUCGCUUGUUCCCGCGGUCCUUUCCAGGCGUCCAGCCCCGCACCCUCUCUCCAUGUUCUUCUCCCGGCUUUGGGGUUCCCUCUUAUGCUUGACCAGCCUCAUCUCUCCUUUGCCCUUGCCCCAAUCUCAGUCUUCCGUCCCCAUCGUGAUCUGCUAGGAUCCUACGAACCGGUUCGGUUCCCUUCCCCCAGUCGGGGUCCCCGGCUCCCAACGUUGCUGUGUGCACCGAAAACUCCAUCUUUCCUCUUGUCUCCCCCCUCCUUCCCCUAUGCUUUUCCGCCACUCCAUCGGUGCCUUGGAGACCGGGGCUCUCCGCUGCCGUGUCCCAAAGACACCCUCGAGCACCAACUGCCCCCGGCCGGAGCGCGGCGGCCUGGAGACGUCGCUGCGCCGGAACGGGACCCAGAGGGGUCUGCGCUGGCUGGCGCGGCAGCUAGUGGACAUCCGCGAGCCGGAGACCCAGCCCGUUUGCUUCUUCCGCUGCGCGCGGCGCACGCUGCAGGCGCGUGGGCUCAUCCGCACCUUCCAGAGGCCGGAUCGCGUAGAGCUGGUGCCGCUGCCCGCCUGGCAACGCGUGGGCGAGAACUUCACCCUGAGCUGUAGGGUCCCCGGCGCGGGGCCCCGUGCGAGCCUCACUCUGACCCUGCUGCGGGGCGUCCAGGAGCUGAUCCGCCGCAGCUUCGCCGGGGAGCCGCCCCGAGCGCGGGGCGCGGUGCUCACGGCCACGGCCCUGGCGCGAAGGGAGGACCACGGGGCCAAUUUCUCGUGUCGCGCUGAGCUGGACCUGCGGCCGCACGGACUGGGGCUGUUUGAAAACAGCUCCGCCCCCAGACAGCUCCGGACCUUCGUCCUGUCCCCGGACCCCCCGCGCCUAGCCGCUCCCCGGCUCUUGGAGGUGGGCUCCGAAAGUCCGGUGAGCUGCGCCCUGGACGGGUUGUUCCCGGCCUGGGAGACCCAGGUCUCCCUGGCGCUGGGGGACCAGAGCUUGAAUCCCGAGGUCACCCGCGAGGGGGACGCGCUUACGGCCACGGCCACGGCCCGCGUGGAAGAGGAGGGCGCCUGGCAGCUGCUCUGCAACGUGACCCUGGGAGGGGAGAGCCGCGAGACGCGGGAGAACUUGACCGUCUACAGCUUCCCGGCGCCCCUCCUGACAGUGAGUGAGCCCAGCGCCCCAGAAGGGACAGCGGUGACAGUGACCUGUGCAGCCGGCGCCCAAGUCCUGGUCUCACUGGACGGGACUCCAGCCGCGACUCUGGGGCAGCCCGCCCAGCUUCACCUAAACGCCACCGAGGACGACGAUCGGCGUGGCUUUUUCUGCGACGCCGCGCUCGAGGUGGACGGGGAGACCCUGCGCAAGAACGCAAGCGCGGAGCUGCGCGUCCUCUACGCCCCCAGGCUGGACGAUUCGGACUGUCCCAGGAGCUGGACGUGGCCAGAGGGCCCGGAGCAGACGCUGAACUGCGAGGCCCGCGGAAACCCAGAGCCCUCGGUGCACUGCGCCCGGCCCGACGGCGGGGCCGUGCUGGCGCUGGGCCUGCUGGGUCCCGUCACUCGCGCACUCGCCGGCACCUACCGCUGCACGGCAGCCAACGACCAGGGCGAAGCGGUCAAGGACGUGACGCUGACCGUGGAGUAUGCGCCAGCGCUGGACAGCGUGGGCUGCCCAGACCGCAUUACAUGGCUGGAGGGAACAGAGGCGUCGCUGAGUUGUGUGGCUCACGGGGUCCCGCCCCCCACGGUGAGCUGUGCGCGCUUCGGGGACAGCAGGGCCGUCGAGGGGCUGCUGCGCGUGGCCCGGGAGCACGCGGGCACCUACCGCUGCGAAGCCACCAACGCCCGCGGCUCUGUGGCCAAAAAUGUGGCCGUCACGGUGGAAUAUGGCCCCAGUUUUGAGGAGCUGAGUUGUCCCAGCAAUUGGACGUGGGUGGAAGGGUCAGAGCGGCUGUUUUCCUGUGAGGUCGACGGCAAGCCAGAGCCAAGGGUGGAGUGCGUGGGCUCCGGGGGCGCCAGUGAGGGGGUACUGCUGCCGCUGGCACCCCCAAACCCCGGACCCAGAGUCCCCGGCGUGCCUAGUGACCUGGCGCCGGGUAUCUAUGUCUGCAACGCCACCAACCGCCACGGCUCCUUGGUCAAGACUGUGGCCGUGAGCGCGGAGUCGCCGCCAGAGAUGGAUGAGGCCACCUGCCCGAGUCACCAGACGUGGCUGGAAGGGGCUGAGGUGGCGGCGCUGGCCUGUGCCGCCCGGGGUCGCCCCUCCCCACGGGUGCUCUGUUCUCGGGAGGGCGAACCCGAGCCCGAGCGGCAGCGCGUGUCCCGAGACGACGCGGGCACCUAUCGCUGCGUGGCCACUAACGUGCAUGGCACGGACGCCCGGACGGUCACCGUGGGCGUGGAAUACCGGCCGGUGGUGGCAGAGCUGGCGGCCUCGCCUCCGGGAGGCGUGCGGCCCGGCGGGAACUUCACGCUGACCUGCCGCGCCGAGGCGUGGCCCCCCGCCCAGAUCAGCUGGCGCGCGCCCCCGGGGGCCCCCAACAUCGGCCUGUCCAGCAACAACAGCACGCUGAGCGUGGCCGGCGCCCUGGGCAGCCACGGCGGCGAGUACGAGUGCGCGGCCACCAACGCGCACGGGCGCCACGCGCGGCGCAUCACGGUGCGCGUGGCGGGUCCGUGGCUGUGGGCCGCCGUGGGCGGCGCGGCGGGGGGCGCAGCGCUGCUGGCGGCGGGGGUCGGCCUGGCCUUCUACGUGCAGUCCACGGCCUGCAAGAAGGGCGAGUACAACGUGCAGGAGGCCGAGAGCUCGGGCGAGGCCGUGUGCCUCAAUGGCGCGGGCGGGGGCCCCGACGGCGGGCCCGAGGCGGCGGCGAGCGCGGCCGAGGCGCCGUCGGGGGACGAGGUCUUCUCCAUCCAGCUGACGGCGGCGUGAGCCCGCGCCCCUUCCCCGCCGGCCCGGGGACGCCCGCCGCACCCCCGCCGCACACGGGGGCCUGGUGAUUGUUCUAUUUAUUUAUUUACUCAUUUAUUUAUUCAGUGCCAGGGCCGUCGGCCUCCCCUCUCCGAUUUUGUACCCCCUGCCUAAUAAAGUUUUUAUA
This is a messenger RNA of Choloepus didactylus (southern two-toed sloth), 3656 nucleotides long. RefSeq names its product intercellular adhesion molecule 5 (gene ICAM5). Gene Ontology annotation, biological process: cell-cell adhesion. NCBI's taxonomy places the organism in Eukaryota, Metazoa, Chordata, Mammalia, Pilosa, Megalonychidae. The transcript is spliced from 11 exons. Gene Ontology annotation, molecular function: integrin binding. The record is from RefSeq and is a predicted model, not a curated record. Gene Ontology annotation, cellular component: membrane. The coding region runs from base 836 to 3490 and encodes 884 amino acids.